AGCUGAACUCAAACGGCUUGGGGAAGUCGCGGCCGAGCACACUUACGUGAAAAGCAAGUCAGAAUGCCUUCCAAGCACACGGGACAACAUACAGGAAUCGAUUCUCGGACAUCUGAAAGAUGCCAAGAACCGAUUUGUCUGGCUACGUGGAUCACCCGGUACCGGGAAGACGGCGAUAAGUAUGAGCAUUGCAUCCACGCUUGAGGGGGAAGGCACUCUUGCGGCCUCGUUCUUUUGGGACAAAAACCGAAAGGGAACAGGGUUAGAUUCUUUGGAGUUGUUCCCUUCUACCCUUGCACGCCAACUUGCGCUCUUCAGUGCGGACUUCAAAGUGUCACUCGUCAAAUGCCUCCGGCGGCCAGAAAUGAGACUGUUUCUGAAGCUCUCUCUGGAGAAGCAGAUGCGGACCCUGAUCAUUGAACCGAUGAAUAGUCUUAAGAGAGUGUUGUCUGGGGGCAGCCGACGCUAUGCUAUCAUCUUGGAUGGCUUGGAUGAGUGCGGGGGUCCAGCGGAUCUCGAUUCCCUGAUGGAGCUCGUGCUUCUACUUUGCGAGCUGCCCUUGCCCUUUGCUGUACUCGUUAGCUGCCGGCCGGAGUCUACAGUCCUCUCGACUUGGACUAGAGUGCAAGAUCAGGGUCUUAUGAUCCCCUGCGAAGAUGUGGAUCGGAUUGAACGGGACACUUUCCACACCAUCCGUCGCAUGGUGGACGAAGGAUUUCACGGUUUUAUCGAGGACUCCCUGUGGAAACCAUCCGAUGAAGAUCUUGAUAUCUUUGCGAGAGGUUGUCGUGGAUUGCCCAUUAUGGCUUCAAUCCGAAUACGUGAUGCGCAGUUCCAGAUUCGGUACUAUGGUUCGACUCUUAAAUCGGAGUUCGAAUAUUUCCGUAAUCUUAAUGAAGCACCUAUGGAUCUGAAGUCGGAGUACUUGCGAAUCAUGCGACGAGCCUACAUGCCGAACUCCUCCAGUAUUCGUCCACAUGUGGCCAAGAACUAUCGCGAAGUAGUCGAGAUACUUGUUGCCGCAACCUGGAGUGACUUUGACAUUGACGACAUAUCGCGACUGCUAGGGAUUGCUGAGGAUGAAGUGCGCUCAGUACUAAAACCUAUCAGCUCGAUUGUUGAUCUUUCCUCAGACAACGAGCAGAUUGUCAAGUUCUACCAUGCGACGGCAAAGGAGUUCAUUACAGGAGAUCCCAUCGGUGAGGAACAGGAUAAAGUCUUCUUUAUUCGUGAUGUAAAGGGGUAUAGCAUUGGGUUGCGACUUCUUCAAUUUGUAAAUGAUGUCAUUCAGAAGAAUGAGUUUGGCAUCCCCACUGAGCUUCCUUUGGGAGAUAAAAAGAAGUGGCAGCUCUUUCAGAGCAAACAGAUACCUAGAGUUGUCGGAAAUGUGCUUAGGCACUUAUUCUUUCACUUGGACCCUUCGCUGCUCUUUUCACAAGACUUUAAUGAAUUGCAAAACGAGUUUGAACAACUUCUUACAACAAACUUACUCUCAUUCUUGUCAGGGAAUAAUGGCUCAUUGGCAUGGCCAACAUCUCAGACCAACCGUUUAUUGGUAGAAUGGAAGUCGAGUGUACAUGUGAGUUCUAAAUCGCUUGUAUUUCCUGUGUUUCGGUUAUAUGACAUCAUUCUUUGCGUUACAGAACCACAAAUCAAUAGCGCUGGUAGAGGAGGCGUUCAUUCUUGCAAGGAGGUUGAGUCUCUACCCUGAUCCUCGGCAUGUUUAUCGAUCAGGCCUUCCAUUCACUCCGUCGUCAUCACGCCUCUAUGAAUUCUAUGGUCAUCUCUCAGAUCCCGUUCGAGUCUUCAGUGUAUCUGGCGAGUUUUCUGGUGGCUUUAUUCCUUUGAGCGAGGAUGCACGUGUGGCUCAAGAGGUCAUGGAGGCAACACUAACUGGGCUGCCAAAGAAGUUCCAUGAACGUGGCCGGGAAGAAACUAAUUACGAAGCCGAGUUCGCUGAACAUGUUGUUCGCAACGGAAUCGUGACC
This is a messenger RNA of Cantharellus anzutake, 1988 nucleotides long. RefSeq lists its product as uncharacterized. Bases 182 to 1711 code for a protein of 509 amino acids. NCBI's taxonomy places the organism in Eukaryota, Fungi, Basidiomycota, Agaricomycetes, Cantharellales, Hydnaceae. The transcript has a single exon. The record is from RefSeq and is a predicted model, not a curated record.